Molecule: messenger RNA, 955 nt
Organism: Galeopterus variegatus (Sunda flying lemur)
Lineage: Eukaryota; Metazoa; Chordata; Mammalia; Dermoptera; Cynocephalidae
Product: pyruvate dehydrogenase E1 component subunit beta, mitochondrial
Exons: 7
Coding region: 38-955 (305 amino acids)
Biological process (GO): pyruvate decarboxylation to acetyl-CoA
Molecular function (GO): pyruvate dehydrogenase (acetyl-transferring) activity
Source: RefSeq, a predicted model, not a curated record
GUGACAGGUGACAGUUCGUGAUGCUAUAAAUCAAGGUAUGGAUGAGGAGUUGGAAAGAGAUGAGAAAGUAUUUCUGCUUGGGGAAGAAGUUGCCCAGUAUGAUGGGGCAUACAAGGUUAGUCGAGGCCUGUGGAAGAAAUAUGGAGACAAGAGGAUCAUAGACACUCCCAUAUCUGAGAUGGGCUUUGCUGGAAUUGCUGUAGGUGCGGCUAUGGCUGGGUUGCGGCCCAUUUGUGAAUUUAUGACCUUCAAUUUUUCUAUGCAAGCCAUUGACCAGGUUAUAAACUCAGCUGCCAAGACCUACUACAUGUCGGGGGGCCUUCAGCCUGUGCCCAUAGUCUUCAGGGGACCCAAUGGCGCCUCAGCAGGCGUAGCUGCCCAACACUCACAGUGCUUUGCUGCGUGGUAUGGGCACUGUCCAGGCUUAAAGGUGGUCAGCCCCUGGAGUUCAGAGGAUGCAAAAGGACUUAUUAAAUCAGCCAUUCGGGACAACAAUCCAGUGGUGGUGCUAGAGAAUGAAUUGAUGUAUGGAGUUCCUUUUGAAUUUCCUGCGGAAGCUCAGUCAAAAGAUUUUCUGAUUCCUAUUGGAAAAGCCAAAAUAGAAAGGCAAGGGACACAUAUAACUGUGGUUUCCCAUUCAAGACCUGUGGGCCACUGCUUAGAAGCUGCAACGGUGCUAUCUAAAGAGGGAAUUGAAUGUGAAGUGAUAAAUAUGCGUACCAUCAGACCAAUGGACAUUGAAGCCGUAGAAGCCAGUGUCAUGAAGACAAAUCAUCUCAUAACCGUGGAAGGAGGCUGGCCACAGUUUGGAGUAGGAGCUGAAAUCUGUGCCAGGAUCAUGGAAGGUAUUUCAAAGGAACUACUUCUAGAAUACAGUAAAGCUAUAAUAAACAUUGUGUACCAAAAUAUGUACUGGCUAAAGAGAUCGAAAGCUAGAGGUGGCCAAAUGACUUGA